Messenger RNA from Bombus huntii, 2698 nucleotides. RefSeq names its product viral IAP-associated factor homolog (gene viaf). The record is from RefSeq and is a predicted model, not a curated record. Gene Ontology annotation, biological process: protein folding; regulation of transcription by RNA polymerase II. Gene Ontology annotation, cellular component: nucleus; chromosome; cytoplasm. NCBI's taxonomy places the organism in Eukaryota, Metazoa, Arthropoda, Insecta, Hymenoptera, Apidae. The transcript is spliced from 5 exons. Gene Ontology annotation, molecular function: chromatin insulator sequence binding; RNA polymerase II transcription regulatory region sequence-specific DNA binding; DNA-binding transcription factor activity, RNA polymerase II-specific. Bases 236 to 1903 code for a protein of 555 amino acids.
AGAUCCCAAGCCAAAAGUCAGGGAUGUCUUAUUUUCUGUAUUAAGGCAUGAAAGUAAUGACAAAUAUGACGAUGUUGCUGAUAGUAACGAUUGGUAACCCUAUUUAUAUUAGUGUUAAACAUCGUUUGAACUAUGGUCAGAAAAGCUAGCUAUAAUGAAUAGUACAAUAUAGUCAUAAUAUGUAAAUGAAAGAGAUGAAAAGAUUCAUUGGAAUAUCUAAACAAUAUUAUUAAGAAUGUACGAAGACCUAAGUAAUUUUAUCACAUUUGACUAUAAUACCAUUUGGAAUAUGCAUAGUGAAAGUUCAGAAAAUAUGUACCAAAACACAGUUUUAUUAGAUAUAAUGCAGGAUAAUGAACCAUCUAAAGAAAUUAAUACGAAUGAAGAAAAAGAUCAUUUUGAGGAAUUAAAUAAUUUUGAAUCUGAUAACAUAUUACAUAAUAAAAUAUCACAUAAUACUAGUACGAAACAAGACAUAUUAAUAUUGAAUAAGACACAUCGCACAGUUCCUAAUAUUUUAAAGAGUAGUUCAAGAUCACAUAGAAUAUCUGAAGUAGAUGCAACAAAACCAAAUUGCUUCUUUGAAGAUAUAGCAAAAACAGAGCAACAAGUUUUACUUGUUCCUGAUGCAGCAUCAAAGCAUAUUCAGUCUGAAAAUACAUUUGUUAAAGAAGCUAAAUAUAAAAAAGUAUCAAGGAGAAGAAAACAAAAGUUUAGCUAUGUGAACGCCUGGAACAUUUGCUCCUUUGUUGACAAGGAGAAGGAAAUAUUGGAUAAAAACGUUUGUAUGUCAACAGAGAUAGACAGUUCUGCACAAAAAAAUAAGUUGAAGCAUUACGCUAAUAAGCAGGAUAAAAGACAAGGAAUAUCUAUUCUUAAAAGUGAACAAGAAAGACUUGUAUCUUCAAUGUCUGAGAAUGUAUUAACAGAUUGUACCUCCAAAGGUCAGGCCCCUUCAUCUUUGGAAGAAAUUGAAUCAGAUAAUUUUCAAGAUUCAAUUGAUUUCUCAAGCAAUGAAAUAUUUAAUACAUUUUAUUACGAAUCUUAUGACAGCAAUAAGUUAGAUUGUUUUAUAGGGUAUACAGAGAAUUCUGAUGAUGCAUAUAAUUCUUUUAGUUCAAAACAUAGUGAUUAUCAGGUAAAAGAACUUGAUAUGAAUUAUAAUGAAAUAGAUACAUAUGAGACAAUGGCAGAUUGGUCCUUAACAGACAAUGAACAAGAUGAAAUAGAUAUUUCAAUAAGAAAACCUGUAAUGUCUCCAGAUUAUUGGAUCGAAGAUCUCUUCAGUGAUAGAAAAUCAAAAUGUUCAUGCUGUGAUUAUUCUUGCCAUGAGGAUUAUGCUCCAAAUUUGAUUACAACUAGUGAAAUUAAUACUUAUACAAAAGACAGACUAUCAACAGAAAUUUUUAAUGGUGAUUCACAAGCUAAUUUGGACAAUACAGAUUUAUAUACCUCUAAUAGUACAUGCGUAACUGAUAAUGUUUUAAGUGAGGACAGCAGUAGAACAUGCUCACCGCUUAUUGACAUUGAGAGCUCUUUGCAAAUUACUGAUGAUAUUGACUCAACGUUAAUAAAAUUUUUUAAUUAUUCAUGUCAAAAAGAUAUUGAAGAAGGAAUAUCUAAACAAUUUACAUGUACACAAGAACAACAAGAAACAUUACAAAUUCAAGACAGCAACGAAUAUAAACAUAUUACAAAAAAGAACGAGUUUCAGUGUUCAUCAUGUUUAUUAUCGUUCGCAAGCGCGCGUACAAUGGCAAUACAUCAAGCUGCAGCGCAUGGAGGUAAAUGUACUAUUUUAUCCCCAAUAAAGUAUGGUGUUUGUCAUCGAAUUUCUUUUCAGACACAAGUCGUCUUUACUUCACCACUUAAAAGCAGUGCACCAGGUUCACUAUACUCGUAGUCGUUCGUCAACAUUCACUUGUGAAGUGUGCCAAAAAGUUUAUAGCAAAUUUGGUGCUUUUGAAAAUCAUGUGAAAACCCAUAAAAACGCUUGGUAAGUUUAUCUUACUGAUAUUUUAAAAAAAACAAAUAUAUCUAGCAAUUAUAUUACUAUUUAAAUAUUUCAAAGUUAUUAAUCUAAUUAAAGUAGAUAUUAUUGAAAUGUUAUAUUUAUAUUUAUAUUUAUUUUUUAUUUGCUGACGUUACCUUUUUGGAAAUAUUAUUUUAAUGCUGUUAGGAUAGCGUUAGAUAUAACUAUAAAAUAAUUCUUACUACGAUCUAAUAUAAGAUAGCAGAAAAAGUAACUCAGAUUAUUUAUAUACUUAGAAAUAUAAUAUUUUGUAUCUUGGUUAUUUUUAUAUUUUUUAUUUGUUUAUACAUUUUUACUAGAUUAUAUCCUGUUCUGUUAUGUACUUAUAAUACCUUUAUAUGUAUUCUUAUUUAUAUCGACAAAAGAAUAGCAUCUUAAAUUAACUACUUUUUUUACAUGUAAUCGGUACGAAGUGAUACGUAAAUUAAGAUUAUAGUAUUAUAUAAUCCAGAUUUAACAGCCGUAAAAAUAAAAAUUUUCCUUUUUCAUUUUUGAGGCUGUUAUGAAAUGUUGAAAUGUUUUAUUUUUGUAUAUGUAUUUGAUGAAAUUGUAAUACAUGAGAUGUAAAAAAUGUGAUUGUAAAAUUUGUAAUAAAAUACUUAACGUGAAAAUGUUUUACUUGAUAAUGUAUGUUUAAGUAUAACAAUAAAUUGAAUUUUAUUUUCA